Drosophila busckii is the source of this 676-nucleotide messenger RNA. RefSeq names its product protein mago nashi (gene mago). The transcript has 2 exons. NCBI's taxonomy places the organism in Eukaryota, Metazoa, Arthropoda, Insecta, Diptera, Drosophilidae. Gene Ontology annotation, cellular component: catalytic step 2 spliceosome; nucleus; exon-exon junction complex. The record is from RefSeq and is a predicted model, not a curated record. Gene Ontology annotation, biological process: RNA splicing. The coding region runs from base 70 to 513 and encodes 147 amino acids.
CAACCCUAAAAACAGCAGCAACGUUGAAAAAGUGUAAUUUUCUUGUAAAUUAGCAAAAUUGCGCGAAAAAUGUCCACAGAGGAUUUCUAUUUACGUUAUUAUGUUGGCCACAAAGGCAAGUUUGGUCACGAAUUUCUGGAAUUUGAGUUCAGACCGGACGGCAAGCUGCGCUACGCUAACAACUCGAACUACAAAAACGACACGAUGAUCCGCAAGGAAGCAUUUGUACACCAGUCGGUCAUGGAGGAGCUAAAACGCAUUAUACUUGACUCAGAAAUCAUGCAAGAAGAUGAUUUACCGUGGCCACCACCAGAUCGCGUGGGACGUCAGGAGUUAGAAAUCGUGAUUGGCGAUGAGCACAUCUCUUUUACUACCUCAAAAACGGGAUCAUUGGUGGAUGUAAAUCGCUCGAAGGAUCCGGAGGGCCUGCGUUGCUUCUAUUACUUGGUGCAGGAUCUUAAGUGUUUGGUGUUCUCGCUAAUCGGUCUGCACUUUAAGAUUAAGCCCAUAUAACAUGGCAUUAUGGCAAUGCUGCCAAGCCCCAUCCCAAUCUAACUCAUCUUGUAUUUUAAACAUAAGCUUGCAUUUUGUCAAGUUAAAUUAAUAUUUUGUACUUAGGGUACAUCAAAUAGAGUUUUUGUAAAUUUUGAGAUUUAACUGUUAAGUAAGUGGAAUC